Molecule: messenger RNA, 589 nt
Organism: Chiloscyllium plagiosum (whitespotted bambooshark)
Lineage: Eukaryota; Metazoa; Chordata; Chondrichthyes; Orectolobiformes; Hemiscylliidae
Source: RefSeq, a predicted model, not a curated record
GGCUGGAGGUGCUGCUGGCAGCUGGCACGGUGCCGUGGCUCAGCAGCGCUCGCACUCGUUCCCAAGUUGUUCCCUUUUCAGUUCCGAUGUAGCCGGAUUCUGCUGAGAUCUCAGCACCAUGUCCUUCCUGAGUAGCUCCCCCUCCUACAGCUCGCUCACCGGCUUCGAGGAAGAACUCCCAGCCGACAACCUUGUCCUGUUCGAGGUGGCCUGGGAGGUGGCGAAUAAAGUCGGUGGUAUCUAUACUGUCAUCCAAACCAAAACUAAGUUGACAGUAGAUCAGCUUGGAGAGAAUUAUAUUCUGAUUGGUCCCUACUUUGAGAACAGCGUCAAAACACAAGUGGAGCUGAUUGAGCCACCAAACUUGGCCAUUAAACGAACUAUUGAUUGCAUGAGCUCCAGAGGCUGCAAGAUCAAAAUCUAUCAAUCAAUUAACAUCCUCACUUCCAGCCUAAUUUUAGCAGGCAUCCAACAGCAGAUAGAAAUAGGUGAGGAAGAGUAUACCAAUUCUUUUGGGCGCCUUUCUACAGGGAAAGAUGACUUUGGCAAUCUGAGAGAGAUGAAGACCAUAGUCGUGAGCAAACGAUAA